Portunus trituberculatus (swimming crab) is the source of this 14845-nucleotide messenger RNA. RefSeq names its product dynein axonemal heavy chain 3-like. The coding region runs from base 1343 to 14350 and encodes 4335 amino acids. Gene Ontology annotation, molecular function: dynein light intermediate chain binding; ATP binding; ATP hydrolysis activity. Gene Ontology annotation, biological process: microtubule-based movement. The record is from RefSeq and is a predicted model, not a curated record. Gene Ontology annotation, cellular component: dynein complex. NCBI's taxonomy places the organism in Eukaryota, Metazoa, Arthropoda, Malacostraca, Decapoda, Portunidae. The transcript is spliced from 82 exons.
AGAAAAGUUCCUACUAGUUAUUUGAAUCAAAGAAUAUUUACGUAUAUUAUGUUCAGAAUACUAGACCGUAUAUGAUGCACAACUGACACUAAAAUAAAGCUGCAGUACUCAAGUGUUCAUGGAGUCAUUAUUAUGAGCAUAACGUUAUUCCCGAGUUUCUUAUAUUUAGGCGAAUACCUAGUUACUGAUUGGUCUUGAAAAUGGAUCACAUUCUUUCCGUUUCCAAACCCCAUAUUCCUUAUGGACACGUAGAUUACUAACUCCGGUAGCGUUUCAUAAAGGAAUAAAUACCAUAAACCAUACUUUGCAAUAAAAAGACAGAAAGGGGAACGUAGUAUUAGUUGAAAUAUUUGCUGAGAAGUCUAUACAGUUUUAAAUAAUUGAGAAAACAACAUUAAGAUGGAGGGAGACAGAGGGACGACUAUCCCGCGGAUCGAGGCUCCCACUCUGGACCGCGGCCCAAACAUAAGAUGGUUGGGGCCUGGGUGACCAAAGGCACGAAACUUCCCAGUCUGGUGAGAAAGGAACUGCAACACUGGAUUGUGUAAUACCAAGACAUUAAUGGAAAAUUUAACUUUAGAUUGAUUAUGUUUUAGUAAUAAAAUGGCAAAAGGAAAUGGCAAGGAACGGGAGGAAUAUUAGAGAGCAUGGAUUGAAGAGAAAUUGAGAACUGAGAAUUCGCAGCUUCAAGUUGUGAGUCGAACAGAGCAGUCGAACACAAAAGGCUCACUGAUACUCCUCUGCCAUGGAGGGACUGCCUAGUGUUCGCGGUGUGUUUCUGUGUGGAGGAAGGCUUCGCCCUGUGUUCCCAAGGAAGUGCCAAGAAGAGCUGGCAAGAAUGAGUCAGCGGAGUCUAGUACGGUGCAUGCGCUGGGAACACUAAGGAGAGGGACAGUCAAUCGAGAUACGUCACUUUUAUGUAACGAGUGUGACGAGUGCUGCGUCAGACUCGUCACAAGUGUAGCUUCAGGACACGCCCGGCCGAUGAGAAUGGAAGGGAUGGACGGCAUGUGUAAUGUCAGUGGAAGAAAGAACAAUGGCUGUGUGGAAUGCUAAAGAGUCCCUUAUGUUGGCCUGGCGGGGCCCUGGCAUACAUGUCCUGCCGCCACCAUGAGGAAUGAUCCGCGAAGGGACGAGAUGAGUAUUUCGCCCUGCGUUGCUUCAUGACUCCCCAACACCAGCACACCUCCUCGCCUUCACUAGAUUUCAGGACGCUAGCGAAGGCAGCACCGUCCACCAAAGAUUCAGAGGCCGUGACAGGAAGCAACAGAGGACACUUACACAUACCAGGAAAUAUUUGAUAUGCCGAAGGAGAGGGAUGCCAUUACGCUGAGAAUAAAUAAUGGCUAGUCAAGACAGCUUCUUCAACACUCCUGUAGGUGCACAAAGAGGGGUGCCACCUCUAAGGUUGGAACAUGGUUAUUGUGCCAAGAUUCAGCCACCUGCAUCUUCCUGCAUAACACACCAGCCGGACUCUGACGUGGUUCAUGAGGAAGUAGAGGUUUUACGAGAAAGAACCCAACUCCUUUUGGAUAGCUCCAGUUCAGAGACAAACUAUCAUACUAGGUCAACAUCCAGCAUCUCUAGUUGUGCUUCUCCACUUGCACUGAAGUUUCAAGAGCAGAAGCAAUCACUGGUAUCUCUCGACUCUCAGGAUUUGGCUCUCAGACAGCCAAAAUCAUCAGUUGUGAAAGAGAAGUCAGCAAGGGUGAAAACAGCCACUAGAGGAAGAAGGGAGAUGAAGAGAUUGAUGGCAGAGAAGAUAGAAGAAGAAAAAACAGAUUUUCCAUCAUUAUUACUUGAUUGCUUCAAAACAAAAGCUGUAUUAGCCAAGCGAGUAAGCCGGAUACUGACUCCAAGUGAAAGAAUUGGCAGCAACUUCACCCCAUACUCCUACUUGGUUCGCAUUCCUCCAAGGUUUCCUCGUGGCCGACAUAGUUACUCAGUGCUGCCUUACAUUCUUCAUUACAACACUAAGCCACCAAGGAGCCCUGAAAGCCGUGUAAUAGUAAUUAGCAAGCUUCUCCGGCGAAAAUACUCUCUGUGGGCAUCAUCUCAGUCCACAUCUAGUUCUGCCAAGGCUGUACGGUCUUUGCACCACACUCGUUCUUCACAUAAAGGCUUCAGUCAUCCGAGGAUUUCUUCAGUGGGAAUGAAGGUCAUUCAGAAGUUUCACUUACAAGAUGUGUUGAGAAAACAAGAAGAACGAGCUAGGAUUAAAGCUGCUCUUCGCACUAGGAAUCGGCAGCCACAACCUAAGAAGAUGAGUAAAAAAGUUGAAGGCCCAGUAAGAUAUAGAGAAGCCACUCAGCUUUGUGGUCUUGAGGAACAGUUACUACGUCAGAGGGAAUCACGAGCCAAUCGUCCCCUUCCAUCAGAACAAGAUCUUGCCAGAUUUGAGGAGUAUCUACAGAGAGGAAUCCAGAGCAACCAGAUCACCACUCCCCCCCCUAACCUGUUGAAAGUGGUCACUCUCGAUGUGGACAAAAUGGUACUUCGGAAUAUCAGAUUCCGCCUUGUUGUUAGUGAGCUUGUUGAGGAACUGAGGGACUGUUAUUUGCAAGGGGUGAGGCAUGCAGUACUCAGGUAUGCCCUCCUCUGUCCUUCUGUCAGAGCAAGAUUAAAUAUCAUGGUGGCACCUGAGGAACACGAGCCUGUAGUGGUGAGGGCACCUGUACCUUGGCAUCAGAAUUUCAUCACUGGUGCUCAUCAUUGCUACCACAAUCUUUUUGCUCUCAAUCAUGUCCUGGGCACCCUAGAUGCUAUAUGGGAAGAAAGGUUUUCCAACCUUCGAUUUGUGGAUAUGGGCCUUCUUGUAGGGGGACAAGACAAGCCUGUUCCUACACCACAGGUCUUGGAGGCAUCUGUUCGCUCCCAGUGCUCUCAGACAAGGGCUGUACUUCUACAAAAAUGGUUACCAGGAGUUGCAAGGGUAUUUGAGGAGCUUGUGGGGGCCUGGCGUGAAUUGGUGCCUUCUGAAGCUGGGGAUAGCUUGCGGCAAGUGAGGAGAUUUUUCAGUGCUGUGAGAUCUAGGAUGUCUCUCCAGCUGCGCAGUCUUGUCCUAGCCUCCAUUUCAGAUUUCCGGGACUGUUUGCUACGUCACAAGACUGGGAACAGCUACACUGGAGAAUAUAUGGAGGAAAAGUACUUAGAGAAGGCAGUGGUAGAGGUGGCAGUUGCUGUGGAAGAGCGGGUUGUUAGUUUUCAGCCACCAUUGCAAAAAACUCAUGAGUGCCUGCUGGGAUGUCUGGCGUCCAUUAUUGAGCACAACCAGCGCAUUCCCAGGGUUGAGCGACUCCUUUUCCCUGAGAUGUCACGACGAAAGCUGUACUUGCAAGCAGUAAGUGAAGGGGAGGAGGCAGUAGAGGCUGUGCGUGCAGAAGUGUCAAAAGUGUUUGCAGCCAAUGCUGCAGGACCUUCCACUUACAUCAAAUUGUAUAACCAAUAUACACACCUCCUAGAUGGAUCCACUUGCACUGCUGUCCAUGAUUUUAUCAACAACUGUGGUGUUUUGAAGGAGGGCAAGAAGCAGUUAGCCAAUUUGCAGCAGUUAGGGGGAGAGGCAGUUCAACUGUGUGAUAUGGUUCCACUAGGCUUGAUUCUCCUGAAUUGUCAUCAAGUCAAUCACCAGCUCCAACAACAGGUAAAGGAGCUGACAACAUCAAUCUUAGACUACUUUGUCCUCCGCAACAAAGAACAUGACAAAGAUAUUUGUCGGUCCUUUGAUGAGAUGUCAACAAAACUGAGUCAGGUAACAGAUGUGACAGCUGAGAUUGUGGAAUUGAGUAACUAUCUCCACAUCUGUUCGUCUCAAACUAUGACGCAGCUGCUGCAGGAGAUCCAGAAUGCCACUGAUCGUUUGAUGUUCCUCUUGCAGUUUGGAAAAGUGCCAGAAGACCAGGUGCCACUUAUCAAUCGAAUGUAUGCCUGGCCACACAAAAUCCAAGAAGAUUUCCGGUUGGCUGAAGCGAGGCUUUCUCACAAGCGUGACCUCAAAGAAACUGCUCUUAAAGCUCGUGUAGCUAACUUUGAAAAGACACUGCAGGUAUACCAUAAAGAACUUGAGGAUUUACGAAGCCGUGACAACUUCAUUAUGAAAGAAAUCCGGGUAGACACCAUGAAAAGAAAUGUGGAGAUGCUUGACCGUCUCACCACACAGCUGCAGGAAGCCAAAGAAGAGUUGCAGGGAAUAAAUGAGGAGCAAUCACUUUUAAGUUGGGAGAUGACAAAGUUUCCAUUACUUCAGUCAAUGGUAUCUCUCAAAGAACCAUAUGAUCGCCUCUGGCACACAACAUAUGAUUUUCAUCAGAAGUAUGAGCGAUGGUACAAUGGUCCAUUUGUGGGACUCGAUGCUGAAGCUAUCAGUGAUGAAGUGGAAGAAAUGUGGAAGACCAUGUUUAAGCUCACCAAGACUUUUAUGGAUCAGGUAGGGUCACGUCGUGUGGCAGAGUACGUUAAGGAGAGGAUUGAGAAAUUCCGCCUACAUGUGCCUGUUCUGCAGUGCAUCUGUAGCCCAGGCCUACGUGAGCGACACUGGACUCAGCUUGGAGAACAUUUGGGAACUGAAUUGAAUCUGACUCCUGAGACAUCCUUAGCAGACAUGAUAGAAGCUGGCUUACCUAAAAUACAGAGAAAACUGGAGGAGAUCAGCCAUGCAGCUUCAAAAGAGUUUAGUCUGGAAAAGGCACUUGAGAAAAUGAAAGGAGAAUGGGCCUGUGUGGUAUUUGAGUUCAAACCGUGGAGGGAGACAGGUGUCAGCAUAUUGGCAGCAGUAGAUGACAUCCAAGUGCUCCUAGAUGAACAUACACAAAAAGUGCAGACUAUGAGAGGCUCUCCUUAUGUUAAACCCUUUGAGGCAGAAAUACGCAGCUGGGAGGAGAAGCUUUUAUCCAUGCAAGAUAUCCUUGAUGCCUGGAUUAAGUGCCAAAUGACCUGGUUAUAUUUAGAGCCAAUAUUUUCAUCUGAAGAUAUCAUGAAGCAAAUGCCAGUUGAAGGACGGAAAUUUACCCGUGUUGAUCAGACAUGGAGGGAAUUGAUGACUACAGCAGUCAAAGAUCCACAUGCUUUAGUAGCCACCCAGCAACCUAAUAUGCUUCCAAGGCUUCAUGAAUGCAACCGUUUGCUGGAGGAAAUACAAAAGGGUCUCAAUGACUACUUAGAAAAGAAACGUUUGUUUUUUCCAAGGUUUUUUUUUCUUUCAAAUGAUGAACUACUUGAAAUUCUGUCAGAAACUAAGGAUCCUCAGCGAGUACAACCACACCUUAAAAAAUGUUUUGAAGGCAUCAGUCGUCUUCACUUCUCACCUCAGCAAGAAAUUGAAGGCAUGAUUUCAGCAGAAGGAGAAUUGGUGCAGUUUAGCAAUAGAGUUAUUCCUGCAAAGGCCAGGGGGUUGGUGGAACGAUGGUUGGUCGAGGUAGAAGAGAUGAUGGUGCAAAGUUUGCAGGAUGUUGCAGUUCGUGCUGUGGAAAACCAUCCAUUAACACCACAUUCACAGUGGAUAACCCAAUGGCCCUCACAAGUAGUACUUACUGUAUCUCAAAUCAUAUGGACAAGUCAAGUGACAGCUGCCUUGUCACAUGAUGGUCUAAAGCAGCAGUAUUUGGAGGAAUGUGAGGCCAGAAUCCAGGAAGUGGUACAGUUAGUUCGAGGACAGGUAGACCAUGGUCUUCGUCUAACGCUGGGAGCCCUGAUAGUCACUUACGUUCAUGGACGAGAUGUGGUGAAGGAACUUUUGAGGAAAGGUUCCUCUUCUUCCUCAGAUUUUACUUGGGAGGCACAGAUGAGGUAUUAUUGGGUCAAUGAACUAGUUGAGGUAAAUAUGAUCCUUAUGUGCCUUCAGUAUGGAUAUGAGUAUCUGGGCAACACCUCCAGGCUGGUUAUCACUCCUCUCACCGAACGAUGUUUCAGGACUCUAAUGGGUGCUCUUAAGUUACACUUGGGAGGAGCACCUGAGGGCCCAGCAGGGACUGGAAAGACUGAGACCUGCAAAGAUCUGGCCAAGGCUGUGGCAAAACAGUGCAUUAUCUUUAAUUGCUCUGAUGGCUUAGAUUACAAGGCUAUGGCCAAGUUUUUCAAGGGAUUGGCCCAAAGUGGAGCAUGGGCCUGCUUUGAUGAAUUCAACCGCAUCCAGUUGUCUGUACUGUCUGUAGUUGGACAACAAAUACAGACCAUUCAGGCCGCAGUGGCUCGCAAGGCCCAGCGCUUCAUAUUUGAGGGUGUGGACUUGGUUCUUAAUCCUAGCUGUACCAUAUUUAUUACCAUGAAUCCUGGAUAUGCCGGCAGAAGGGAGUUACCAGACAGCUUGAAAGUGCUCUUCCGUUCAGUAGCCAUGAUGGUGCCAGAUUAUGUGAUGAUUGCCAAGAUUGUCCUCUUCUCUAUUGGUUUCAUUGAAGCUGACAGUUUGGCAAGAAAAAUCAUUGAUACAUAUCGGCUGUGCUCAGAGCAACUGUCCACACAACACCAUUAUGAUUAUGGCAUGAGAGCAGUGAAGGCUGUUCUGCAGGCAGCCAACAACCUACGACUCCUCAUGCCUGAUGUACCAGAAUCCCAGGUUGUUCUAAGAGCUAUCAGAGAGGUUAAUCUACCCAAAUUUGUAGCUCAGGAUGUGCCACUUUUUGAGGGGAUUGUCCAGGAUCUGUUUCCUUCUGAAAAGGACAGUACCAUUACUAUAGAUCCAGCCCUAAUGACUGCCAUACAGAAGACACUACAAGAGAACAACUUACAAGAUGUUGACUGGUUCCGAGAAAAGAUGGUACAACUUUACAACAUGGUGCUGAUACGGCAUGGAGUAAUAAUUGUUGGGGAACCUCUAAGUGGCAAGACAAAAGCCUACCAGGGGCUAGCAACAGCCUUGGACAAAGUGGGAAGAGAGAGGAAAGUUGGUGAAGAGCAAGGUGUGCAGUAUAAAAUUAUCAACCCAAAAGCACUCAGUUUAGGGCAACUGUAUGGAGCAUAUGAUCCUUUCUCUCAUGAGUGGUCUGAUGGUGUACUGGCAAAGACCUUCCGAGAGAUGGCAGUGUCUGGAAGUGAAGAGCGAAGAUGGCUGGUACUUGAUGGACCUGUUGAUGCUGUGUGGGUGGAGAAUCUCAACACAGUUCUUGAUGACAAUAAAAAGCUAUGCCUUAUGUCUGGGGAAAUUAUCCAGAUGCCAGGAAAAAUGAGUGUCAUCUUUGAGACUUGUGAUUUGGAAGAAGCAUCACCAGCAACUGUGUCUCGCUGUGGCAUGAUUUACAUGGAAAGUAAAGAGCUUGGCUGGAGACCACUUAAGGACUCUUACCUAGCAAGUCUACCUGGAGCAGUAAAGCCAGAAGUGAGACAGAUGAUGGACCAUGUGAUAGAGUGGCUUCUUCCUCCACUCUUGAAGUUUGUGAUGAACAGAUGUAAAUUUAUGAUUCAGACUUCAGAGCUUCAUCUUUUCCAGUCAUUUACACGAUUGCUGGAUGCACAUCUGGAUGAAGUGAGAGAAGCUGACAAGCCUCUAGGACCUAAAAUUUCUGAAGACAAACUGACAUACCUCUUGCAAUAUGUCAUCACUUUUGUUUUUCCAUGGAGUUUGGGCUCCACUAUCACAGGGGCCAGUCGCCGCAUGUUUGACCAGUUCUACCGCAAGCUUCUUCAAGGCAAAGUGGAUGGUUCUCCAAAGCCAGAAAGCUUUAAGCUUACAAAAGGGAUGUUGCCUCCAGAGAGUGGUUUAGUAUAUGACUUCAUAUAUGAAAAGGAGACACAACGUUGGUUAUCGUGGCAUGACAUCAUUAAUCAAGAGCGUCUCUCCAUUCCCUCUGAUGCACAGGUGUCACAGUUGAUGAUUCCUACAGCAGAGACUGCACGCCAAGAAUUCUUCUUGAGAAGCUGUAUAGAUCAUGAUGUGCCUAUGCUUUUAAUUGGUCCCACUGGUACUGGCAAGACUGCCCUCACAAAUACAGUCUUGACUCAUCUCCCGAAGGACAAAUUUAUUGUAAAUACUGUGCACUUCUCAGCUAGGACCUCAGCUGGUCAGGCUCAGGACAUUAUUAUGUCUAAAGUAGACAGAAGAAGAAAAGGAGUGUUUGGUCCAGCCAUGGGCAGAAAAUAUGUUGUGUUUGUUGAUGAUGUCAACCUACCACAAAAAGAGAUGUAUGGUGCUCAGCCUCCCAUUGAAUUUCUAAGACAGUGGUUGGAUCAUCACCAUUUUUAUGAUAAAAAAGAUACAUCAAAAAUUGAGCUUGUGGAUUCAUUAUUUUUGGGUGCAAUGACUCCUCCUAGUACUGGCCGUAAUAACAUCUGUGGACGAUUCACCCGACACCUUAAUAUCAUGUGCAUUGAUACCUUUGAGGAUAAAACGUUAGACAAAAUAUUUGGAUCAAUUAUGACAUGGCGCUUUAGCACUCAAGAAGAUGAAAACAUCCAGAGAUUGAGUAAGACUCUGGUUGAGGCCACUAGAGAAGUGUACAAGAGCAUCAUCUCUACAUUCCUCCCCACACCAGCUAAAAGCCACUACGUUUUCAAUUUAAGAGACUUCUCACGAGUAGUGGGUGGGAUCCUUUUGGUACCCAACACUUGUCUCACUUCUGUUGAUAAAGUUAUCAGACUUUGGCUUCAUGAAACCUAUCGCGUUUUUCAUGAUCGCCUAUGUGAUGACAAUGACAGACAAAAGUUCUUCAUGAUAGUAAGGAAUAUAUGCCAGGAGACAUUUCACCUUGAGUUGAAUUCAGUUUUGACUCAUUUGGUAACAGAGGAAGAAGAUGUAGAUGCCCAACAUCUUAAUAAUCUUAUCUUUGGAAAUUUUAUGAUUCCUGAUGCAGAAAAUCCUACAUAUGAUGAGAUACAAGAUAUGAAGGAACUGCAACAAGUAAUGGAAAACUAUCUUCAUAACUAUAAUCUGGAAACCAAAUCUUCUCUCUCUCUGGUGCUCUUCCAGUAUAUAAUACAACAUGUAUCCAGAAUUAGUAGGGUGCUUCAACAGCACUCUGGUCAUGCUCUUUUGGUUGGUCUUGCUGGUUCGGGUCGUCAAAGUGCAACAAAACUGGCUGCCUUCAUGGCCAAUCAUGAAUUCUUCCAGGUACAUGUGACAAAGACAUAUGGGAUCCAAGAGUGGCGAGAGGACAUAAAAAAAGUAUUAAUGACAGCAGGUGGAGAUGGCCAGUCAACAGUGUUCUUGUUGACUGAUACACAGAUCAAAGAUGAAAGUUUUAUUGAAGAUGUCAAUACCUUACUUAAUACUGGUGACCUUCCCAAUCUUUACACCAGUGAGGAAAGAGCAGAUAUUCUGGAAAGAAUGCAGGCAGAGGCUAAAGAUGAACAGGGGCAGAAGAUGGAUUUAUCUCCUGGAGCACUGCUGAGCCUCUUCACAGAGAGAGUGAAAGCUAACUUACAUCUUGUAGUCUCACUUUCUCCAUUGGGUCACACAUUUACUUCUCGUCUGCGUAUGUUUCCUUCUCUGGUCAAUUGCUGUACAGUGGACUGGUUUACUACAUGGCCUAAUGAAGCUUUGGAAAUGGUGGCCACAACCCUUCUAGAAGACAUAAAGCUUGAAGCUCCACUGCUUGCACAGUGUGUUUCUGCAUGUCAGUAUUUCCACCAUAGUGUGCAGCUCCUUGCCAACAGGUUUCAAGAACACUUACGCCGAAGACACUAUGUGACACCCUCCUCCUACUUGGAAUUGGUGUUUACCUUUCGGCAGCUUCUAAUGCAGAAAAGGCAAGCAAUCCUCACUCUACGAGACAGAUAUGUAACUGGCCUAGAAAAACUGAAAGAAGCAAAGCUGUUGAUCACAGAGCUACAGGAAGAGUUAAAGCUAUUGCAACCACGUCUGGUGGAGACUUCAGCCAAUACAGAAGCUCUCAUGAUAAAAAUUGAACAAGACACUAUACAAGUUGAGCGCAAGAAAGAGUUGGUGGCAGCAGAUGAAGCUGUUGCUAAUAAGAAAUUUGCAGAUGCCCAAGCUAUUAAGGAUGACUGUGAGAAGGAAUUGGCUAAAGCAGUUCCAGCUCUUAAUGCUGCCACAGAUGCUCUCAAUACACUCAAACAGGAUGAUAUUAGAGUAGUCAAGGCCAUGAAGAAUCCUCCCUCAGGUGUCAAGUUGGUAAUGGAGGCAGUGUGUGUGAUGUUGGAUAUAAAGCCAGAAAGAAAACCAGAUUCUAGUGGCUCUGGUAAGAUGAUGGAAGAUUUCUGGGCCCCAUCACAAAAGCUUCUGGGUGAUAUGAAGUUUCUGCAGAAUCUUCUACACUAUGACAAAGAGAACAUACCAAUCAAGAUUAUUUCUCAUGUCCGCAACAAGUUUUAUUUCCACCCGGACUUUGAUCCCAAGAAGAUUCGAAUGGUAUCAAUGGCGUGUGAAGGACUGUGUCGUUGGGUGCGAGCAAUGGUGGUGUACGACCAAGUCAUCAAGAUUGUUGCUCCUAAAAAACAAGCACUAGAAGCUGCUAAUCAUGAGCUUGCUCUCCAAAAUGAAAAAUUAGAAGAGAAAAGGAAGGAACUCCGUGAGGUUACAGACAAACUCCAAGCUUUGAAUGAUGAGUUUACCAAGAAACAAAAGGAAAAGAAAGACUUAGAGGACUCAAUUGUGAGGUGUGAGCAAAAGAGGGACCGAUCAGAGAGGCUCAUUGGAGGCCUUGGUGGUGAACGAGACAGAUGGAGCAGUGAAGCACAAACAUUAAGUGAGAGUUUAGAAAAUAUUGUUGGAGAUGUGCUCAUUGCUGCUGCUGUCAUUGCAUACCUAGGAGCCUUCACAGUGGAGUACCGUGAGGAAUGCAUGAAGGAUUGGCACUGUAAAUGUGGAAAUUUGGGCAUAUCUUGUAGUGCCAUCUUCUCUUUAUAUAAUACUCUGGGUGACAAUGUCCAGUGUCGCACCUGGCACCUGGCGGGGCUUCCUGUUGAUACCUUCUCAGUGGAUAAUGCCAUAGUGGUAUCUCAUUCUCGUCGCUGGCCACUCAUGAUUGAUCCUCAGGGCCAGGCACGUAAAUGGGUUGUGAAUAUGGAAAAGGAAAAUGGACUUCAAAUAGUAAAACAAACUGAUCCUGCCUUUCUGAGAAUUCUAGAAAUAUCAUUGCAAAAGGGCCAGCCUCUUCUGAUUGAAGGUGUUGGAGAAGAACUUGACCCAAUUUUGGAUGGUGUAUUACUGAAGCAGACCUUCACUCAAAAGGGUGUAGAGCAUGUGCAACUUGGAGAGCUAAUAACUGAAUACCAUCCUGAAUUUCGAUUAUAUCUCACAACGAGACUCAGGAAUCCACAUUACCUGCCUCAAGUUACCAUUAAGGUGGUGGUAAUCAACUUCAUCAUAACACAAUUGGGACUGGAGAAUCAGUUGUUAGGAUUGGUAGUAGCACAUGAGCGGCCACAACUGGAAGAAAAAAAGAACCGUCUAUUAGUGGAGUCUGCCCACAACCACCGUGCUCUUCAAAGAACUCAAGAAAAGAUCCUUGAGGUUUUAUCCACUGCUGGCCAGAAUUUGUUGGAAGAUGAAAAGGCUAUUGAUAUAAUGAGUUCUAGUAGGGUUUUAUCAGAGGAGAUUUCUGCAAAGGAGCGAAUAGUUGAAGAAACAGAAUUGGAGAUUGAUGCUGCUCGGGGAGCAUAUCAGCCAGUUGCUAUCCAUGCCUCUGUUCUUUUCUUCUGUGUGUCUGAUCUAGCUGCUAUUGAUACAAUGUAUCAGUUUUCUCUCACAUGGUUCAUCACACUCUACCUUCAGUCCACAAAGAGUACUGCACCCAGCCAGGAUGUAGAUACCAGGAUCAACUUGUUGAAUGUCCAUCUUACCAGAGCAGUCUUCCUCUCUGUCUGUCGUUCACUCUUUGAAAAAGACAAGAUUCUCUUUACCUUCAUGCUGUAUGUUAGACUCCAGCAAGCUAAGGGACGUGUGGAAGACACUGUAUGGAGAUUCUUGCUGACAGGAAUUCCAGCACUGCUGGAUAAUAAAAGCAGUUCAUCUCCCGCACCAUGGCUUACUGAUAAAGCAUGGAGACAUUUAGUGCAAGCUGGAAGUUAUAGCAGCUUAAUGGACAUACACAAGCAUGUGGCAAGACACACCAAAGCAUGGGAGGAAGUGUUCCUGUCAGAUACUCCUCAUCUUGCUGAGUUUCCAAAACCUUACAAGGAUUUGUGUGGAAUUAAUCGUUUAGCAAUCAUCAAGUGUCUGAGACCGGACAAGAUUAUAUCAGCUGUGCAGGAUCUCAUCAGUCAGGAGUUUGGGGAAGAGUACUUGUCAACUCCCCAGUUUGACAUAAGUUCAUCGUUUGGAGACUCAACUUGCCACUCCCCACUGAUUUUUAUCCUUUCACCUGGGAGUGAUCCCAUUGGUGCUCUAUGCAGAUUUGCUCAAGAGAGGGAAAUGGAUGAAGCAGAUAUACAAAUAAUCUCACUGGGGCAGGGCCAGGGUAAAGCAGCAGAGAGCCUUGUGUCACAGGGAGCAGAAGCAGGGUUGUGGGUAGUGCUACAGAAUUGUCAUCUAGCAGAAGAGGGAUGGUUGGCACAGCUUGAAAUAAUCUGCGACCAAGUGCUUCAGUCUGAAAACAUUCAUCCCAGUUUCCGGCUGUGGCUCACAAGUUACCCAUACAAGGAAUUCCCAGUCUCUCUCCUUCAGGAUGGCAUCAAAAUGACCAAUGAACCACCUAGGGGACUGAAAGCAAACCUUCUCAAGUCAUAUCAUACAGAUCCUAUUUGUGAUCCUGAGUUUAUUGCCACUCCAUUUCCUGGCCAAGAUGCACAGCCUUUCCAGCGACUUCUAUAUGGCCUUUGCUUCUUCCAUGCCCUAAUCCAGGAGCGACGUAGUUUUGGACCACUUGGUUGGAAUGUGCAAUAUGAAUUUAAUGAGUCUGACAUGCGAAUCAGUGUCAAGCAACUUCAGAUGCUUUUACAAGGAUGCCAACAAGUGGAAGAGGUUCCGUUAGAAGCUCUGACUUACCUAACAGGAGAAUGCAUCUACGGUGGCCGUGUAACAGACGCUAAGGAUCACAGGCUUCUUCUGUGCCUCCUCAAGAACUUUUACAAUUCAGCAAUAAUGGAGAAUGACAAGUAUUGUGUGUUUGGAACUCCUGAAUACCAAGUACCCUCUGCUACUUCUACUACAUGGCAGACUUAUGUAGAUCAUAUUGCAAGCCUCCCACUCUCAGCUCCACCACAAGUGUUUGGUCUUCAUGCCAAUGCAGACCUUGCUAAAGACUUCUGUGAAGCUGAUCAGCUGUUUUGUGGUAUUCUGCAUCUGGAGCCUCAGUUGAGCAGCAAGGAUAGGGAAGAUGCAGCCAUGCAAGUGAUAAAAGAUCUGGCCUGUGAGGUCCUGGCUCUUCUACCACCACAGUUUGAUUUGAGCCAAGCUGAAAAAAAAUAUCCAGUUACAUAUGAGCAGUCCUUCAACAUCGUUCUCAGACAGGAGUUGUUACGAUUCAAUAGUCUCACUGCCACUAUCAAAAGUUCCCUAAAGGGGGUGAAGAAGGCUGUGAGUGGAGAAAGAGUGAUGUGUGAUAAGACUGAGAUAACCUAUCAAUCAUUAAUGAUUGGGCAACUUCCCCCUUCAUGGGAGACUCAAUCCUAUCCUUCUAGAAAAUCUCUCGCAUCUUAUAUAAGCGAUCUGCUUCACAGGCUAAAAUUCUUCCAACGGUGGUUAGAUGAAGAGUUACCAGAUGUGUUCUGGUUUUCUGGGCUCUUCUUUCCUCAUGCCUUCUUGACUGGUGUUCGUCAGAACUAUGCCCGUCAUCACAGUAUUCCUGUUGACAGGAUAUAUUUCAAGUUUAAGGUGAUGAAUAAGGAAGUUGAUGACAUCAUUGAAGAGUGUAUUCAACCAAAUUUUGUAGAGUUACCACAAAUUAUUGAACAGCUGCCUAAUCCCACCAUGCAAGGACAAUACAACAUCCAAGAUACAGAUAUGGAUGAUGAACUGUGCCUUACAGAGGAAGAAGACAACUCUCAAGGAAAAGAUAGUGAAAAGCAGAGAGGAAAAAACUCAAAUACAUGCAGAGAAGAAGAGGAGAGUAAAGAUGAUGUCAGUGAAGGUUUCUACAAUCAAAUUAACAGUGAUGAUACAGUCUAUCAUGUAAUUCCCAAGCAAGACCAAGGAGGAAUCUACACAUGGGGUUUUUACCUAGAAGGUGCACAGUGGAAUCGUGAACUGCAAUUCUUAGCAGAGAUGUCAAAGAAAAAGCUGCAUGACCAACUCCCCAUCAUCCUUUUCCAGCCUGAUAUUUUACCAGAAGGUGCUGAUAAUCAUGACUCGGAAGAUGGAGGAUAUUGGUGCCCAGUGUAUCGGACUAGUCAGCGUAGUGGCACUCUUUCCACCACUGGCCACUCCUCAAAUUACAUUCUAGACUUGUUGCUACCUUCAAGCCAUCCUCCACAACACUGGGUGUGUCGAGGAGCAGCUGCACUCACUCAACUUGAUGACUGAAUAACAAAAGAAAGAAGGGUGAAGCUUUAUUGUUACUAUUUCACUAAAAAGAUAUGAUGUUUUAUGCUUAAAAAUUACUUGUAUUAUUCAUACAUAACUACUUAAACCUUGAUAUCACAGCAUAAUAAGUAUUUUAUUUCCAUAGCUGGGCACAAUGAUGGCAACAUUAUCACUAUAACUGAUAAACUGAUAACAAGAACCUUAUCUGCAAGGACAAAUAAUCAAUAUCUGAUAAUAAAUAUAACUGCUAAAUUGAUAAAUCAAGAAUCUUCAUUCUUGUGAAAAUGAUAUUGAUACUUCAGUUACUUAGAAAUUGAUAAAUCCAGUCUUUGCUUUCAUAUUUAACAAAAAUCUUACAGAAAAAUUAAAAUACAAUAUUUACCCUGUCUCUUCACAAGUGAAAAAUACUGUACAGUCUUAAGUAGUAUAACUACAUUAAAUUUGAAUAGUUAGAAAUUUCAUCAUGUUCAUGUUCCAAAUAAACUUUCUUUUUUA